This is a messenger RNA of Sitodiplosis mosellana (orange wheat blossom midge), 1208 nucleotides long. RefSeq names its product dnaJ homolog subfamily C member 8. The transcript is spliced from 4 exons. The coding region runs from base 85 to 834 and encodes 249 amino acids. Gene Ontology annotation, cellular component: nucleus. The record is from RefSeq and is a predicted model, not a curated record. NCBI's taxonomy places the organism in Eukaryota, Metazoa, Arthropoda, Insecta, Diptera, Cecidomyiidae.
GGCGUUGUUUGUGCUUCCAAACGAGCCAAAAAUUGUAAUAAACAUUAACAUUAGGUCGAACAUUGAAACGAAAAAUACGGGAAAAUGUCGGGAGAAGGUGCUUCGGGCUCGGAGUCAUUUGAUAAUUACUAUCAGGAGGUAAAGAAAAUUGAAGCCCGCGAUUCAGUUUUAACGUCUGAGCAACAAAUCAACCGUUUAUUACGUCCUGGAUCAACCUAUUUCAAUUUAAAUCCAUUCGAAGUACUUCAAGUCGAACCAGAAUUGACUGUGGAUCAAAUCAAAAAGAAAUACCGUAGUCUAUCGUUCUUAGUGCAUCCAGAUAAGAAUCAAGAGAAUCAAGAACGUGCUCAAUUGGCCUUUGAAGCAGUGAACAAAGCAUGGAAAACACUGGAGAAUGAAGUUACACGCAAAAAAUGCUUGGAUAUCUACGAAGAGGCUAAAGAUCGCACAGACCACAUGAUUUCAGAGAAGCGUAAAAAGCUGAAAAAGGAAGGCAAAACCAAUGAACCUAUCCCAGAAGAUGAUGCAGACAAGUACAAACACGCCGUUUAUGUAAUGGUUAUGAAGCUUUUUGCCGAUAUGGAACGUCGUCGUCAGCAGUUGGAAACGCGUGACAUGGAAGAAAGAAAGCGAAAAAGAGAGACUGAAAUCGAGGAAGAAGAGCGUUCAAAGGCUGACAAUGAAUGGCAAAAGAAUUUCGAAGAGUCUCGACAAAGCCGUGUGAACAGUUGGCAUGACUUCCAAUCGGGAUCUGGAUCGAAAAAGAAGAAAUCAAAAAAAGAAAAGAAACCAUAUUCAUUCAAUCCGCCAAAAUUCAAGCCAGAAACGCGAUAAAUUUGACCAUUUUGAUACAUAAAAAAGCGCAACAAAAGAGGAUAAACUCAUACACACACGUUGAUUGAACAUACCUUUUUGGAAUUGUCUCCCUUAUAAAAAAGAGUAAUUGUAUUUAAUUGAAAUUAGAGUUUCUAAUUCUAGAAUAAAAAUGUAGCAUAGGACUGAUUAAUUCGAAGAAAGUUAAUUCGAAAGUUAUUACAAAAAAAUCAAGGACAUUUACAUUUUAUCAUCAUCAACAAACCACAACAGAUAUUUAAAUAGGGCCAUUUUUUGAAGUGCGUAAUUUUACCGAUAAACAAGAAAAUUUAAAUGUAAAAUGUGACUCAAUGUUAAUUAUAUUAAAGCAAUAAAUUUUCGAAUCAAAAUAUAAA